GGUUGCAUCACGUGAAAGGGGAGUCAGGCCCAGCAGCAGCGGCACGACCGAGAGACUGAGACAUAGGCAGACACUGGACGCUGGGCUUGUCGGGACGAGCGACGGCAGGCUGGCUGGUUGGGCGGAAGCCACCCAGGACGAGUUCCAGUGGCUGCUGCUGGCUCUGCCUGUCUGGUCUGCUGCUCCCUGGAGAGAAUUGGGAGCAUCCAGGGAGUCCCAACUUUGAGAGACAGAUGGCUUUCUAGACUUCCAUAGCUAAAACUGAGCAGGCAGAUGCAGCCUGAUUGCCAAGCUGAGAGAGAGCCUGUGCAUACCGUAUGUAUGUGAAUAUACACAAACACAGUUCUGCAACCACACAGACUGACAGUUACAUACUUUAGAAAUUCUGUUUUUUUGGGUUUUUUUUAAUUGAUGGAAAUAUAAUUCAUGCAUCAGAUGGAGCAUCCUGACAGCACAAGGACCAAAAGCCCAUGGAAUACCAUUUGUUACUAGUGGUCAGCUUUCCAUUCAGUCUGAGGCAGGUGAAUAAGCUCUGCAAGACAUGUAAGAAGAAAGACUACUUUGACACAGAAUAAACUACACAAAUACCUCUAUGAAAUUAUAGCUGGAAAAAAAAACCCAGUCUGAGUGAAGAGGAGAUUGAUAUUGUUAUCUUCAAAGAGGAAUAAUGCACAAGUCUUGGUGCUUCUCUGCAUUAAACUCUGAAAAAUUCUGUUAAAUUGAAUAAACUUGCCUAUUAAAUAGUGACAAACUAAUUGUGUGGUAAUGACUGGAAGAAAGUGAAUUCAGCUGCAAUGGAACAGUUUUGACAGCUGAACUUUUACAAAUAUUGUCCUGUGUUGAGUUCUUCAACUGAAUUUGCUAAUUUUCAUUAUUCUUGGUUGUUCCUUGUAACAUGGUACAAAUACUAAUCAUUUGACGUAAUAAAUAUUACUCAAAGCAUUUGAAACACUUAAAAGGAGACAUAUUCUAGAGCUGCCAAUGUGGUGGUUUGAAUUAUGAGUCUGUGCUCUAAAGAAGCACCAGUAAGGAAGGAGCUUACAAAACAAGCAAGAGAGACAUCAAAGGAAAUAGUAGAAGGAUGGAGAAAUUGGAUUUUCUGUGCAGCUCCCCUGUCAAUUUUUAAUUGGCUAUUUUCCAUUCUUUCUUGAAUCCUACAAGAUCUGCAAAUAAUUGCUUACUUGAUGUGUGUUUAGGUCUGGCAUUUGUUUUUACAAGAGGAUGAAAAGGGAGUUUCAGUGGAAUAAAGGGAGAAGUCAAAGGUGUGAAACAGGCCAAUGUUUUGGAGGAGACUUCAUUGUUCACCUCAGGUGAACAUACCUGCUUUAAAGGCUUAAAAGCUUUUGAACAAUUUUUUAAAAUACUAUUAAAUGAAAAGGGGCUUUUGUGUUCAUGAGCAGCAACAAACGAUAAGAAAGCAGCCAGGUGAUAAACUGAACCUCCAAUGGAAAUGAUGGGGAAGCCACCAGCUGCAAAUGAACUGGGAUUACCUUUGGAUUGCAAAAACCUUGGGGUUGAACAGUAAGCUGUGGAGUUUGGAGAAGGUUUUCCCAUCUGUUCUGGCACGUUGUUAACUGCACAAAGCUCUGGUCUGUGGUCUCACACAGUCUGUGUGCCUUUUUCCCUUUAUGCAAUCUAUUUCAGCUUUAGCAGCAGAAAUUCGUCUGGUGGGGAAGAUAUGCCAGAGGGCAGCUUUGGGGAAAGAUGCAUGAAUGUCCUAUAUGUGUAUGUGUGAAAAUCCAACUGGAGGAAAUCUUUUUAAAGCCUUAAGUUACUUGAAACCUACACAUCUGCAAACUUUUGUCUCUGGAAUUGCAUAAUGCUAUACUGGAAAUCUCAGGCUGUACGACGACUAUAUCAAAUUGAGCAAAAAGUCAGCUCACCAUUUAUUUGAACGCCUCUUCUGAAGUAGCGAUUUCUCCAAAGGAUAAAUGUACCCUCACUCUACUGACACUCAGUCAAAAUGAACCUGAUUUGUUUUGGUUUUUUUUAAUUAUUACAUUUUCUUAGCCAACUGUCAUCAUCUUUUAUAGAGAAAUUUUUCACUAUGCAUUUGGUGGAUAUUUAUAAAAGCUGACCUUCUCUCCCCUUCCUCAUAUUCUGAUCUGUCUAAACGUUUGGUCUUAUCAAUAAAACAAAACACUGAUUUACAUUUUCUGCACUAGACAGUACUUUCUUAUGUCAAAAGGGAAAAAUACAGCAAAGCAUGUAUGCAGCAGUGGAGCAUGGGCCUGUUCUCUGCAGCGAUUCCAACAUCCUCUGCCUCUCUUGGAAAGGCAGGGUUCCUAAAAGUGAAAAGGAGAAACCUGUGUGCCGGAGGCGAUAUUAUGAGGAAGGCUGGCUGGCAACAGGCAAUGGCAGGGGAGUUGUAGGGGUUACCUUCACCUCCAGCCACUGUAGAAGAGACAGGAACACCCCCCAGAGAAUCAACUUUAAUUUAAGGGGCCACAACAGUGAGGUUGUGCUUGUAAGAUGGAAUGAACCAUUCCAGAAGUUGGCGACCUGUGAUGCAGAUGGUGGAAUAUUUGUUUGGAUUCAGUAUGAAGGGAGAUGGUCAGUGGAGCUUGUUAAUGACCGUGGUGCACAGGUGAGUGACUUCACAUGGAGCCAUGAUGGAACUCAAGCACUUAUCUCAUAUAGAGAUGGAUUUGUGCUAGUUGGAUCAGUCAGUGGACAGAGACACUGGUCUUCAGAAAUUAACUUGGAAAGUCAGAUCACCUGUGGCAUAUGGACUCCAGAUGAUCAACAGGUCCUAUUUGGCACUGCUGAUGGUCAGGUUAUUGUCAUGGAUUGUCAUGGACGAAUGCUGGCACAUGUUCUUCUCCACGAAUCUGAUGGCAUCCUUAGUAUGUCUUGGAACUACCCAAGCUUCUUGGUGGAAGACAGCAGUGAAAGUGACACUGAUUCAGAUGAUUAUUCUCCACCACAAGAUGGCCCAGCUGCAUAUCCAGUCCUAGUGCAGAACACCAAACCGCUACUCACUGUCAGCUUCACGUCAGGGGAUAUUAGUUUAAUGAACAACUACGAUGACUUGUCUCCUACCAUCAUCCGCUCAGGGUUGAAAGAUGUAGUGGCCCAGUGGUGCACACAGGGAGACUUGUUGGCUGUGGCAGGCAUGGAAAAACUAAGCCAACUAGCUGAACUUAGCGGUGCUUCCUUUCUGAAAAGUGCACUGGUCAAGUUCUACAAUGUUCAUGGAGAACAUAUCUACACCCUGGAGACACCUGUGCAGCGCCCCAUAAUCUCAAUCUGCUGGGGGCACAGGGACUCACGUCUGCUCAUGGCUUCUGGUCCUGCACUAUAUGUUGUCAGAGUGGAGCACAGAGUUUCCAGUUUACAGCUUCUGUGCCAGCAAGCCAUUGCUAGCUCCUUGAGGGAUGACAAAGAUAUAAGUAAACUGACCCUGCCUCCCCGACUCUGUUCAUACCUCACCACUGCCUUUACACCAACAAUCAAGCCUCCUAUCCCAGACCCCAAUAACAUGAGAGAUUUUGUUAGCUACCCAACAUCCGGUAAUGAAAGGCUUCACUGCACAAUGAAGAGGACAGAAGAUGAUCCAGAGGUUGGAGGGCCAUGCUAUACACUGUAUUUGGAGUACUUGGGGGGUUUGGUGCCUAUUUUGAAAGGACGCCGAAUUAGCAAACUACGUCCUGAGUUUGUCAUCAUGGAUCCUAAGACAGAUGGAAAAGCAGAUGAAAUCUAUGGAAAUAGUUUGAUUUCCACCGUGAUUGACAGCUGCAACUGCUCUGAUUCCAGCGAUAUUGAACUGAGUGAUGACUGGGCUGCGAAAAAGUCUCCCAAAAUCACUAGAGCUAGCAAAUCACCCAAACUUCCCAGAAUUAAUAUAGAAGCUCGCAAAUCUCCCAAAUUGUCACGAGCUGCUCAAGAGAUAUCAAGAUCUCCCAGGUUACCGAUAAGGAAGCCUUCCAUAGGUUCACCAAGUUUAACUCGUAGAGAGUUGCCUUUGGAAGAUAUCACUCAGCACAAUUACCUUGCUCAGGUCACAUCAAAUAUCUGGGGAACCAAAUUCAAAAUUGUGGGCUUGGCUGCUUUCCUGCCAACAAAUCUUGGCGCAGUCAUCUAUAAAACUAGCUUGCUGCAUCUCCAACCCAGGCAGAUGACUAUAUAUCUUCCAGAAGUACGGAAGAUUUCUAUGGACUAUAUAAAUCUGCCUGUUUUCAACCCCAAUGUUUUCAGUGAAGAUGAAGAUGAUCUUCCAGUGACUGGAGCGUCUGGAGUUCCUGAGAACAACCCACCUUGCACCGUAAACAUCCCAAUUGCUCCUAUUCACAGUUCUGCGCAAGCAAUGUCACCAACUCAGAGCAUAGGGUUGGUUCAGUCUUUGUUGGCCAAUCAGAAUGUGCAGUUGGAUGUCCUUGCCAAUCAGACAACAGCAGUGGCAGCCGCAGAGCAUACAACAGAUAAUGCAGUCCAUUAUCCAAUUCCAAGCAGAUACUCCAACCCAGGCCAAGUCAUCUUUGGAGGAGUAGAAAUGGGGCGUAUCAUUCAGGCACCCCCACAGUUAUCCCUGCCACCUCAGGGUGCCAUUCAGAUGGCAAUAGUGGAUCACAGAGAUGGGGACAGAGAACAUGAACACCUUCAGAAAGCAAAAACAUUGAGACCAGUUCCACAGGUGUCUGAAGGAGAAGCUGCCAUCUUCAGCACUGCUCAAGAAAUUCAGAUGAACAAAAUGAAUCCACCCCCACCAUACCCUGGAACCAUACCAGCAGCUCCUACCACAGCACCUCCUCCUCCUCCUAUACCCCCACAGCCUCCCAUAGACCUCUGUUUGAAAAAGGGAGAUUUCCCCCUUUAUUCAGCUGGGCAUUAUCAACCCCCUCUUGGAUAUGAGAGAAUAACUACUUUUGAUAGCAGUGGGAAUGUUGAAGAGGUGUGCCGACCUCGGACACGGAUACUGUGUGCUCAGAACUCAUAUACCCUGCAAGGGCCUGGUAGUUCUGCCACUUUAAGGAUAACUUCAUCAGAGAAGAAGAUUCAGCAGCCCUGUACCAGUGCUACGCUGAACAGGCUCACAGUUCCACGCUACUCCAUCCCAACAGGGGAUCCACCACCUUAUCCAGAAAUUGCAGCCCAGCUAGCUCAAGGCCGUGGCAUCACACAGAGGUUGGACAACAGCAUCAUCCAUGCUACUCUGCGGAGGAACAGCAGAGAGGCAGCACUGAAGAUGGCUCAGCUGGUUGACAACCAAAGAGCCACUCUACAGCUCCCACCAAAACUGAAAAGCAAUGUUGUGGCAGCCCAGUACCAGCAGCGGGUGCCAACAGCACUCUACACCUGCAGUCAGUGCAGCAACAGCAGCAGUGCUGGCGGCAGCAGCAGCAGCACGAAUACUGGAAGUGGGAAUAUUAGUAGUGCCAACACUAACAGCAGCGCCUCCACCAUCAGCAGCUUGAGGCCGGACAUAGCAACAGGAAGCAGCUCUCAGCAUAGCUCUGUCAUUGCACACUCAGUCAGCACUUCGCCUUUGGCCUCUCAGUCCUCUUACAAUUUGCUGAGCCCACCUGACAACUCUCGUGAACGGACAGAUUAUGUAAACUCUGCCUUCAUGGAGGAUGAGACUCUUUCUCAGCACUGCCCUGUAGAGAAAUCAAUACGCCACAUCCCUAUAGCCAUGGCAGAGCCAGGUAUUGGAGUAAAAAGACCACCCCCCUACCAAUGGGAACCUAUGAUGACUGAGGAAAUAUGGGUUCCUCAGGAAAGGACAGCUCAGAGUACUUUGUCUAACCCUGUUAAACCGGCCCCUCUAGUCAUUGGUCAAACUCAGCACCUGGAUAUAUCACGAGCGCCCUUUGUUUCACCCAAGUCUCCAACCAGUCCCACUGCCACUUUCCAGAUGAGUUAUGGGGUUGGAGCAUCAUACGCGGGGAGUUACAGUAUUCCUCCUCCACCCCCUCCUCUCCAAGGAAUGCAGGUCCCCUGUUCUCCCAAAGAAGCUCUGGCCCCAACCCAGAUUGCACAACAGGAGCCAACAGUUGUGCUUCAGCCAGGUUAUUCUUCUAAUCUGACUUAUUGCUCCUUGCCCCCCAUGUACCCUGGAAAUAGCACUUGCUCGAGUUUACAGCUGCCACCAAUGGCCUUGCAUCCAUGGAAUUCCUACAGCACAUGCCCACCUGCUGCACAGAGUACCCAAGGCACUCUGCCCCCCAAGUCACUAAUGGUGGUGGAGAAACCUGUGAUGUCCCCACCACCCACAGAGACUCAAGGUCAUGUGGGUACGGAUGUAAUGGUGGAAACCACAGACAACUUCCAAGAAGUACUUUCCCUGACAGAAAGCCCUGUUCCUCAGCGGACAGACAAAUUUGGGAAGAAGAAUCGAAAGCGCUUAGAUAGCCGAGCAGAUGAAGGAAACAUGCAGGCUAUCACAGAGGGUAAAGUCAAAAAAGAGGCAAGGACAACACUGACUGACUUCAACACACUGAUAUCUAGCCCUAGACUGGGCAGGGAGAAGAAGAAAGUCAAAAGUCAGAAAGACCAGCUGAAGUCAAAAAAAUUGAACAAGAUGAAUGAGUUUCAGGACAGCUCAGAGAGUGAGCCUGAGCUAUUUAUUAGUGGGGAUGAACUGAUGAACCAGAGCCAGGGCAGUAAAAAGGGGUGGAAAACCAAAAGGAAUUUGAGGACAGCCAGUGAACUGGAUGAAUUCAAAUGCCGGAAAGCAAAUGAAAAAGAGGAUGGACGGCUAGGAAACCAAGGCUUUGUGUAUGUGAUGGCCAAUAAGCAGCCCUUGUGGAAUGAGGCAACUCAAGUCUAUCAGCUGGACUUUGGAGGGCGUGUGACUCAAGAGUCUGCAAAAAACUUUCAGAUUGAGCUGGAAGGAAGACAGGUCAUGCAGUUUGGGAGGAUUGAUGGAAAUGCUUACAUUUUGGACUUUCAGUAUCCAUUUUCAGCGGUGCAGGCCUUUGCAGUAGCUCUGGCUAAUGUGACUCAGCGCCUGAAAUGAAAACAGUGGACCACAGAGAGGAAGAAGUUAAAAUCCUUCUCUUAAGGGCCAAUCCAGGAAGUGUUGGGGAGGCCUGUUAGAGCUGUGCAAAGGAUUCCGGGAGUGAAGAAGGAACUGCAGCUGGAACAGCCUCUGCAUGCCCAAAGAAGGGCAUCAACUUUAAACAUUGUUGGGGGUGGGAUAGGGGCUCUUUGGUAUGGGAAUUGUUUUCUUUGAAUCCACAUUGUGCUGGUUUUUCAGAGCGAGCAAAGGAUGAGAGCUAUUCAGUGUUAUGUUGGGAAAUGUGGCUUUUGGCUUGUUGUGAUGGUUCUUCUGUGUUUGCCGCAAAAAAAAAUAGCUGAUGUAAGCUGAUAGGGGGACUUAAAAGACUGACCUUUUACUUUCUUUUUGUUCUUUUAUAGACUGCCUUAUAACAUGCUGUUCUUUUUAAAGCAGGGACCGUAACUUUUUUUCCUGGACCACUUUGUACUAUUACAUCAACAAAUAGCAGCAAAAAAAGAACAAAAAUGCUAAAAUAUACUUGAAGACACACAUUUCUUCUCUGUUAGCACUGUAGGCACCAUGGAGUUUUUUUUUUCAGAGGUCCAUACUUAAUUUCUAAAAUAUUGUUCAGAAUUAAAAUUAAAUUGUUACUUUUGGAGUGAUUUGCAAAUAACACUGUGUUGAAGAGGUUAAGUUUAUCCCCCCCCCUUGUUGACUAUGACCUCAGUUAUGUCUGUACCCUAUAGAGAAAAAUGUGUGAGGAGAAGGAAACGAUGAAGUAUUCUGAUAUACACUUAUUGACUUAAAAUAUUUGUACUAAUUUGAGUACAAAUUUUUGGUGUACAUAGAUGUGACCUGGUGUGGUGCUUUUGCAAGAGGUACAUCUGCUGCUCCUCACUAAAUGAUGUUUACAUCUGUAUAAAUAAAAAUGUACCCACUGAGCGUUUCAAGAA
This is a messenger RNA of Heteronotia binoei (common prickly gecko), 7893 nucleotides long. RefSeq names its product TUB like protein 4 (gene TULP4). Bases 2207 to 6958 code for a protein of 1583 amino acids. The record is from RefSeq and is a predicted model, not a curated record. NCBI's taxonomy places the organism in Eukaryota, Metazoa, Chordata, Lepidosauria, Squamata, Gekkonidae. Gene Ontology annotation, molecular function: protein binding. The transcript has 15 exons.